Micromonas pusilla CCMP1545 is the source of this 1015-nucleotide messenger RNA. RefSeq lists its product as uncharacterized. Bases 1 to 957 code for a protein of 318 amino acids. NCBI's taxonomy places the organism in Eukaryota, Viridiplantae, Chlorophyta, Mamiellophyceae, Mamiellales, Mamiellaceae. The record is from RefSeq and is a predicted model, not a curated record. The transcript has a single exon.
AUGGCGUCCCCGUCGGCGUCGUGGCUGCUCGCGCCGAUCCGCGCGCCCCGGGCGCUGCCGCCGCUGCCCGGGGCGAUGGAGGAUGCGCUCACCCGAGCGGGGACGUGCGGGAUGAAGGCGGCGACGGCGACGCGCGGCCCCGCGAGCGCGCCGAACGCCGGGGAGUCCCCGGAUCGCAAGAGGAAAUCUUCCGCGUCCGCGCCCGGGGCGACGACGAACCCGUUCACGCUCGCGAAGAGAGCGUCGUCGACGCCGUCGAACGUCACGAAGCCCGCGAACGCGCCAUUACCCGCGGGGGACUACGCCGUCGAGCCGUCGUCGCAUCCGGGGUCCGUGGUGCGAUACGAGCCGCGCGCGUUCCCGUGCGCGCCGGACGACUACGCCGAGAUCUGGGCCUUCAGCGAUCGCGUCGCGCGGACGCGGAACCCUCUGAACGCGAACACGUUCAUCAAGCGCAAGCAGGCGACGUUCGGCGCGCGGUACAAGUUCGGCGCGCAAGUCAGCGCGCGCGUGGAAGAACCACCAGAGGCGUGGCCGCGACUCGUGUCCGCGUGCGUGGACGACGCGCUCGGACGCGUCCGCGACGCCAAGCGCGACGCCUUCGCCGCCGGCGUCGCCGCGCACGUGAACUGGUACCCGGACGCGUCCGCGGGGAUGGGACGGCACGCGGACGCGGAGGAAGACCUGAUCCCGGACGCGCCGAUAUUCUCGUACUCGUUCGCGUCCGGGGGGGACGCGUCGCCGCCGAGGUUGUUCGACCUGUACCGCGGGAGAGGCGCGAAGAAGCCGUUCGCGACGGUGCCGCUGUCGCACGGAGACGUGCUGACGAUGGACGGGACGACGCAGAGGACGCACGAGCACGGGGUGCGCGCGAGCGCGAGCAAAGAGGGGAUGAGGCACAGCCGGGUGAACAUCACGGUCAGGGCGUUUAAGCCGGGGUCGGACGCGAUGCGAUGAGAGGAGGGCCUCGGACGUAAAAGUAGUCUCUAGUUAGAAGUACAGUACCGUAGUAGCU